Siniperca chuatsi (mandarin fish) is the source of this 1771-nucleotide messenger RNA. Its product is annotated as olfactory receptor 13C2-like. The record is from RefSeq and is a predicted model, not a curated record. The transcript has a single exon. Bases 257 to 1183 code for a protein of 308 amino acids. Gene Ontology annotation, cellular component: membrane. Gene Ontology annotation, molecular function: olfactory receptor activity; G protein-coupled receptor activity. Gene Ontology annotation, biological process: G protein-coupled receptor signaling pathway. NCBI's taxonomy places the organism in Eukaryota, Metazoa, Chordata, Actinopteri, Centrarchiformes, Sinipercidae.
UUAAUGAGAUCCUUGGAGGGUGAACCAAUCUAAUAAAAACUUCCCACCGACUCAAACAGUUCACUUUCUGAAUUUUAAGUUGAACACACACCAUGUGCAUUUCAAGGUCAGGUAUCUUUGAAUGAAUAAGACACUCCAGUACAGGUUAGAUGUUCGUGUUAUUGUUAUAGUGAGACUUUAAAAAUAUAUAUAUUAUUCAUGUAAACCGGUUAUGGAAUCUGCCAGUUUUAUUAUUGAGCAUUUAUUUUAGACAUUAAUGGAUGAUGAGUUAAAUGUUACAUAUAUAACUCUUGGUGGGCAUGUAGAAGUUAACACAUACAGAUAUCUUUAUUUUUUGAUUAUGUUCACAGUAUAUAUUCUAAUAAUCUGCUGUAAUUCUACUAUUGUGUACCUGGUCUGGAAACACAAAAACCUCCAUGAGCCUAUGUACAUUUUCAUUGCAGCUUUGUUACUGAAUUCUAUUGUUCUCAGCACUGCUAUCUACCCAAAGUUGUUAAUUGACUUUUUAUCCAAAAAACAGAUCAUAUCUUAUUCAGCCUGUCUCUUUCAAUUUUUUAUAUAUUACUCUAUAGGCAGCUCAGAAUUCUUACUGUUGGCAGCCAUGGCCUAUGACAGGUAUGUGUCUAUAUGUAAACCUCUGCAAUAUCCAACUAUCAUGAGAAAAAACACAGUGAGUAUCUUCCUGGUCUUAGCGUGGCUUCUGCCUGCUAGUCAUAUUGCAGUCCCAGCAAUACUGAGUGCUAAAACUAAACUGUGUAACUUUACUUUAAAAGGAAUAUUUUGUAACAAUGCAAUUUACAGUCUUCAAUGUGUAAGAUCAAGUGUAAUUACCAUCUAUGGUGUGGUUGCUUUAUUAGAUCUCGCAAUUCUCCCUUUGCUCUUCAUAAUUUUUACAUACACAAAGAUACUUAUUAUAUCCUAUCGAAGUUGUAGAGAAGUCAGAAAAAAAGCCGCAGAGACCUGUUUACCCCACCUGUUGGUUUUAAUCAGUUUCUCCUGUUUGAGUGCAUAUGAUAUCUUCAUAGCUCGAGUGGAAUCUAAUUUUCCAGAAACUGCACGCUUAGUAAUGAUGUUACAAAUAGUCUUGUAUCAUCCUUUGUUAAAUCCGCUCAUAUACGGGUUCAAAAUGAAAGAAAUUUGUAAACACCUUAAAAGGUUGUUCUGUACAUCCAAAAUCAUUUGAUGUAUCAACACUGAUGUACAGUCAUUUCUCAUGAAAUAAUCAUUCAGAGAUGAGAAUUUUUGAAAGGUAUUUAAUGUACGCAUUUAUUUCCACAACGAAGAGUAAAGAGACUCUUUACUUUUUGUUAUGGAAACAGCAAAGAAUGUCUUGGGCUUGAACAUUAUUAUUCGAUAUUAUCAAGUCACCCUCAAGUAACCCUAACCCACAACUUUCAUUCAGACCUUUUCACUGUAUUUGACUUUGCUGUCAUCAAUUUGCAAAUUUGAACCCUGUUUACAAGUAAUGACAUUCAUAUUAGUUUCACUGGCAAGAUUUCUUUCGCAUUUUGUUGUGCAUUAAAGAUUAUACUUUGCCAACAUGUGUACUUAACGUUUUUUUUUUUUGUGUGUGAAACAAUGAUAUGUUUGUCUUCCACUUCUGCACAUGCCGACUCAGAGAAAAUCGUUAUUUGUCACGUCAAGCUCAGACUUCAGACCCUGUUUGCUUUGAUAAACAGGGAAGGAAAGAUUGUAUAUGUGCAUAAGGGUAUGCAUGUGUGUGAAAUGACAGUUUUAUUUGCAAUAAAACAUUUUUAAAAUUUAUGAUUAG